AUGGCAGUUGGUGGAAAGGCGGCGUUGGCGCUACUCCUCUGCGUCAUGGUGGCAAACACGGUGGAGGCUGCCGUGACCUGCCAGAUGGUGGUCAGUAGCCUCACACCGUGUGCCUCCUACCUCACUGCACGAGGCCCUGUAACAGCCUCAUGCUGCAAUGGUAUAACCUCACUCUACAAGGCUGCAUCAACCACUGUCGACCGUCAGACCGCCUGCAAGUGCAUGGAACAAGCCGCCGGCAUGGUUCCCGGAAUCAACCUUAACGCCGCUAGUAGCCUCCCUGGGAAAUGCGGUGUCAACAUCCCCUACAAGAUCAGCCCUACUACUGACUGCUCAAAGUAA
This is a messenger RNA of Lactuca virosa, 342 nucleotides long. NCBI's taxonomy places the organism in Eukaryota, Viridiplantae, Streptophyta, Magnoliopsida, Asterales, Asteraceae. The record is from the annotation of a GenBank genome assembly.